Molecule: messenger RNA, 2954 nt
Organism: Lemur catta (Ring-tailed lemur)
Lineage: Eukaryota; Metazoa; Chordata; Mammalia; Primates; Lemuridae
Gene: ACTN3
Product: actinin alpha 3
Exons: 21
Coding region: 46-2832 (928 amino acids)
Biological process (GO): muscle cell development; actin cytoskeleton organization
Cellular component (GO): cell junction; Z disc; plasma membrane
Molecular function (GO): calcium ion binding; actin filament binding
Source: RefSeq, a predicted model, not a curated record
ACGCAGCUCAGGAGCGCGCGGAGCGGAGCCAGGAGCCCGAGCAAGAUGAUGAUGGUUAUGCAGCCCGAGGGCCUGGGGGCCGGAGAGAGGCCCUUCAUGGGCGGCGGCGGGGGCGGCGAGUACAUGGAACAGGAGGAAGACUGGGACCGCGACCUGCUGCUGGACCCGGCCUGGGAGAAGCAGCAGCGGAAAACCUUCACUGCGUGGUGUAACUCGCACCUGCGCAAGGCAGGCACCCAGAUUGAGAACAUCGAGGAAGAUUUCCGCAAUGGCCUCAAACUCAUGCUUCUCCUGGAGGUCAUUUCAGGAGAGAGGCUGCCCAGGCCAGACAAAGGCAAGAUGCGCUUCCACAAAAUCGCCAAUGUCAACAAAGCCCUGGACUUCAUUGCCAGCAAGGGGGUUAAGCUGGUGUCCAUUGGUGCUGAAGAGAUCGUUGACGGGAACCUGAAGAUGACCCUGGGCAUGAUCUGGACCAUCAUCCUCCGCUUCGCCAUCCAGGACAUCUCUGUGGAGGAGACCUCGGCCAAGGAAGGCUUGCUCCUGUGGUGCCAGCGGAAGACAGCGCCAUACCGCAAUGUCAACGUGCAGAACUUCCACACCAGCUGGAAGGACGGCCUGGCCCUCUGUGCUCUCAUCCACCGACACCGCCCCGACCUCAUCGACUACGCCAAACUGCGCAAGGAUGAUCCUGUUGGCAACCUGAACACUGCCUUUGAGGUGGCAGAGAAAUACCUGGACAUCCCCAAGAUGCUGGAUGCAGAGGACAUCGUGAACACCCCAAAGCCAGACGAGAAGGCCGUCAUGACCUACGUGUCCUGCUUCUACCAUGCGUUUGCUGGGGCUGAGCAGGCAGAGACUGCUGCCAACAGGAUCUGCAAGGUGCUGGCCGUAAACCAGGAAAACGAGAAGCUGAUGGAGGAGUACGAGAAACUCGCCAGCGAGCUGCUGGAAUGGAUCCGCCGCACUGUCCCAUGGCUGGAGAACCGUGUGGGCGAGCCCAGCAUGAGUGCCAUGCAGCGCAAGCUGGAGGACUUUCGGGACUACCGGCGCCUGCACAAGCCGCCCCGAGUCCAGGAGAAGUGCCAGCUGGAGAUCAACUUCAACACGCUGCAGACCAAGCUGCGGCUGAGCCACCGGCCCGCCUUCAUGCCCUCCGAGGGCAAGCUGGUCUCGGACAUCGCCAACGCUUGGCGGGGGCUGGAGCAGGUGGAAAAAGGCUACGAGGACUGGCUGCUCUCGGAGAUCCGGCGCCUGCAGCGACUCCAGCACCUGGCUGAGAAGUUCCGGCAGAAGGCCUCCCUGCAUGAAGCCUGGACCCGGGGGAAGGAGGACAUGCUGAGCCAGCGCGACUACGAGUCGGCCUCGCUGCAGGAGGUGCGGGCGCUGCUGCGGCGCCACGAGGCCUUCGAGAGCGACCUGGCGGCGCACCAGGACCGCGUGGAGCACAUCGCGGCGCUGGCGCAGGAGCUCAAUGAGCUGGACUACCAUGAAGCAGCCUUGGUGAACAGCCGCUGCCAGGCCAUCUGUGACCAGUGGGACAACCUGGGCACGCUGACCCAGAAGAGGCGGGAUGCGCUGGAGCGGAUGGAGAAGCUCCUGGAGACCAUCGAUCAGCUGCAGCUGGAGUUUGCCCGGCGGGCAGCGCCCUUCAACAACUGGCUGGACGGGGCCGUGGAGGACCUGCAGGACGUGUGGCUGGUGCACUCCGUGGAGGAGACCCAGAGCCUGCUGACAGCCCACGAGCAGUUCAAGGCAACGCUGCCCGAGGCUGACCGAGAGCGAGGCGCCAUCAUGGGCAUCCAGGCUGAGAUCCAGAAGAUCUGCCAGACAUACGGGCUGCGGCCCAUCACCACCUGCCCCUACAUCAGCCUCAGCCCACAGGACAUCAACAAUAAGUGGGACAAGAUCCGAAAGCUAGUGCCCAGCCGUGACCAGACACUGCAGGAGGAGCUGGCACGGCAGCAGGUGAACGAGAGGCUCCGGCGACAGUUUGCAGCCCAGGCCAAUGCCGUCGGACCCUGGAUCCAAGCAAAGGUGGAGGAGGUGGGGAGGCUGGCAGCAGGGCUGAUCGGCUCUCUGGAGGACCAGAUGGCUGGGCUGCGGCAACAGGAGCAGAACAUCAUCAACUACAAGAGCAACAUCGACCGGCUCGAGGGUGACCACCAGCUGCUGCAGGAGAGCCUGGUCUUCGACAAUAAGCACACUGUCUACAGCAUGGAGCACAUCCGCGUGGGCUGGGAGCAGCUGCUCACCUCCAUCGCCCGCACCAUCAACGAGGUGGAGAACCAGGUGCUGACCCGCGACGCCAAGGGGCUGAGCCAGGAGCAGCUCAACGAGUUCCGGGCAUCCUUCAACCACUUUGACAGGAAGCGGAACGGGAUGAUGGAGCCCGACGACUUCCGAGCUUGCCUCAUCUCCAUGGGCUAUGAUCUGGGGGAAGUGGAGUUUGCGCGCAUCAUGACCAUGGUGGACCCCAACGCAGCCGGGGUCGUGACCUUCCAGGCCUUUAUUGACUUCAUGACCCGAGAGACAGCCGAGACUGACACGGCUGAGCAAGUUGUGGCCUCCUUCAAGAUCCUGGCAGGAGACAAGGUGAGCCUGGGGCAGUGGAGGGGCUGGUGGGCUGGGACGAGGAACAGGAUCUGUGGGCCCUCAACACCCCUUCUCCUGCAGAAGUACAUCACCGCCGAGGAGCUGCGCCGCGAGCUCCCCGCCGAGCAGGCCGAGUACUGCAUCCGCCGCAUGGUGCCCUACAAAGGGUCCGGGGCCCCGGCUGGAGCCCUGGACUAUGUGGCCUUCUCCAGUGCCCUCUACGGGGAGAGUGACCUCUGACCUCAACCACUGCGGGUCUCUACGCAAGAUGGAGAGAGGGUGCUCCCUGUGGCUGAGCCCACCCAUCCCUCAGAGCACGGCCGGCCAUGUUUUUCUGAAUAAAGCUCCCUCUGUGGGCCUCU